AUGCGGAGGUUUGCGACGUCCCUUAAGCGGAUGCAUUACCGCUAUUCAAGUUCUUAUGCGGCGGGCCUUUUUAACUUCAAGAUUGUAACUGGGGAGAUGUUUCCUUAUCCUUGUCGAAAACUUGACGGUGAUGAGGCAGAAAAUCUUCAGUUUGUCCUGGAAAGUAUACGCAGCAAUAAUAAUCCACUCACAAAUCUUUAUGGUGCACGAAUUGCCCCAGAGUACGGUGGCUUGGGCCUUGGACAUACUGCACAUGCCCUUAUUUAUGAAGAAAUAGGCACCAAAUGUGAUGACAAGUUGCUCUCUACCAUUCGGCACGGUGGCGUUUGCACCUAUCUCUUGGCGACAGCUGGGGCUAACGAGGUGAAGGGGAAGUACUUGACGGCAAUGUCUGACGGCACCAUUAGAAUGGGGUGGGCAAUUGAAGAAGAUGGUGUUGGCAGCGACAUCAGUAUGAAUGCUUCUCAGGCUAUUCUUCACGAUGGUGAGGGUUAUAGGUUGUCAGGUAAAAAACGCUGCUUUGAUGCGGCAUCUUCCACACAUUUUUUGGUGUUGGCCAAGACCCUCACUCAAACUGCAACAGAUGACGGUGCUGCCGUUGCGCAUCGCAGUUCGUUUUUUAUUUGUGCAAAGGAUGCUCCGGGAUUGAAAGUUGAGGGAAAUGAUGUCAUUCUAGACAAUACACCUGCUUCUGAUGUUGUUGGAGUAAUUGGUGAGGGCUUCAAAAAUGCGAUGAUCACAUUGUUUACAGAACAGUACCUUUAUGUGGUGUCGCUGUUAGGUAUUAUGAAGCGUGUUCUGGAAGAGCUUCAGGGUUUGAAUGGAGAGAAGGGGAUUGCAGACGUCGUCGCGUCCUGUGCUUGCGCGAUAUAUGGUAUGGAAUCUGCUGUUUAUGCGUUGACAGCUAAUAUGGAUAUACCAACCGAAGACAGUUUGUUGGAAUGCACGCUUGUUAGCUCAUUUGUACGUGCGACCACAACACACUGGCUUCAAAGGCUUGGGGUAUUACUGCCUCCAAACGAGUCAAUAGACAAUUGUUUUCGUCACGCCAACACCCUUUUCAGCCUGAUGGAGUCAAGGGACUUUCUUUACGCUACUGCUGCGUGCUGUGGUAUUGAAGAUUACGGUCUUUUCUUCCAGCAGGCCACAACAUUGCAAAUGAUGCAGGCAAGGACACUUCGCUCGCUAGGUGUACGUGAUCGUGUCCCUACAAAAGAUAUCGCGGAUGCCUCAUUAAUCGAUGAGGUAGUUGUGAAGUUUGGUGAUGCUGUGGAGGCAACAUUCGUUAGAAACGGUUCCCAGGUUCAAUACCAACAGCUGCUUCUUAACAGAAUUGGAGAAGCGGCAUCUCUUCUUUAUGCAGCAUCAGCCGUCGCAUCGCGUGCUUCUAUGUGCGCUGCGAAAGGACUUCCUUCAUCAAAGGUUGAGAAACAGCUAGCAUCAAGCUUUAUUCGUUAUUCUGUGGAGCGUGCCAAGGUCCUUAGUGAAGAAAGCUGCAAUAUUGGUAGGACAGCAGAUGAUGUUUGCAAACGCAUCACCCUGGAUCUUUGCGAAGAUUUACUGCAGUAG
Trypanosoma grayi is the source of this 1569-nucleotide messenger RNA. Its product is annotated as putative acyl-CoA dehydrogenase, mitochondrial precursor. Bases 1 to 1569 code for a protein of 522 amino acids. The record is from RefSeq and is a predicted model, not a curated record. The transcript has a single exon. Lineage: Eukaryota; Euglenozoa; Kinetoplastea; Trypanosomatida; Trypanosomatidae. Gene Ontology annotation, molecular function: flavin adenine dinucleotide binding; 3-methylbutanoyl-CoA dehydrogenase activity. Gene Ontology annotation, biological process: L-leucine catabolic process.